This is a messenger RNA of Rubroshorea leprosula, 1686 nucleotides long. Lineage: Eukaryota; Viridiplantae; Streptophyta; Magnoliopsida; Malvales; Dipterocarpaceae. The record is from the annotation of a GenBank genome assembly.
CAGAGUUGUUCCUUGUUGCCAAGGGCAGAUAUUCAAACCCUUUGUGGGAAAUGAAAAUGCAACAUUUUCUAGCUUUGUCUGGAUACACUGCUGUGCUGUGUCUUUUGUGAUCCAUGUUAUCUUUUUAAUUGCUUGAAGGCCCCCAACCAGCCAACCAGAGUUAGUGUGCAUUCUGCAUCGUAUCUAAAAAUCAUUUUCCUGAGACGUUGGUAUUUGUUUGAAGUUUUCUUCUGAAAUUAUUGAAAGAAAAGAGGAGCUUUCCCAAAAAUUCUCUUUAGAAGAUACAUGCAUGUUUGAUUCUACUUGUCCAUUUGUUAUCUUUUAAAUUGGUCAUAGGACUAUCCUAUGAGUAGCUUGUUCAUCCUCAGCUCAUGUAAUUGAAUUAUUUUACUUUAUUUUCUACCCAUGAAGUAAGGUUGCAUGAAAUUAUAUCCAGAGAUGGAUUAUUUCAAAGAAUUAUUGACUUUAAGGCUUAAGCAUUUAAAUGCGCUCUCCGUGCUAGUCUUUUCUAUCUUGGGAAAUUUUGUUGGAAAAAUGACAGAAGUUAAUGGGCAAGAUGGAAAGCAAAUUGUGACUUUUUCUUUAAAUAAACUGCUGUAUAAUUAUUUUAAUUUAGUAGUGAGGAAUUUUUGUUGAACCAAGGUGGGGAAGGAAAGUCUCUUGGCAUGUAAGGCUUUGCCAUCAUGGAAGACUUUCUAAUUUGCAUUUUAUGGCCAAUUUAAAUUGAAAGCUAUGUAUUAAUUGCCAAUUUUUAUUUCCAUGCUACAUGCACUUGUGUUAUGUAUGUGUUCUCUUUCUCCUUUGCUUCAGACUUGGUAAUCCCUCUGUAACAAUUAUAUCAAAGAAAAUUUUCUAAAGAAAAUUCAUGCAUUCAACCUUAAACUUCCUGGUUUCAGUGGGGGUGAACAGGAGAGAGGAAGUUGGCCUUUCUUGGGUCAACUUGCACUCUUUUUUUUUUUUUGGUAAAAGGUCAACUUGCACUCUACCUGCUUCUUUAUUUCAUGUUUUUUUGGCUGGUGGCUUCUAAGGAUUAUACAUACUAACAAUACUAACAAACUAUUGAAUUAUCCAAAUUGCCAUUAUACAAAAAAAAAAAAAGAAAAAAGAAAAAAGAAAAGGCAUGCUGAAUGAAAGUGAUAUUUUGGUGCAUAAUUCGGCUUUUGGCAGUUGGAGUACUAGAAUUUAGUUUUGAGAAUAAUAUGGUGACUUUAUUCUUUGUUUGCAGGUUUUGUCAUGUCAUUAAACCAACAGCACAACUGUUUACGGUCUUCCAAUUUGGAUGCCCAGCAAGGUUCACACUAAAGUAGCUGGCGAAAUUAGGUAAACAUUUGACAUGGAUCCUUGAGCUGAGACAAAUAUUUACAAUUUUUUUAUUAAGAUUGAAAAAUCCUGGGCAAGGAUGUACCCGUCAGAGGAAGGAAGUUAGUACAAUGCUUCAGGCACUUUUCUUAUGGCUCUCGGUUUAUAAAUCAUAAUAAUGUACUAAUCUGUAUCAUAACAUGUGUAUGGUUACAUAAUUCAGAAUUUUGUUCUGUCCAUUCAUCUUUAGUAAGUAGUCAAACUUGCAAACUUGAGUUGGUAUAAAUUAUCCAAGUGUUCAUCUGAGGUUAGUAAGUUGUGAAUAUCAUUUACCUCAAUUAAUCCUGGCAUCUUUUGAUGCACUAUUGAUAAAGCUUGAAUUCCUAA